Didymosphaeria variabile is the source of this 1131-nucleotide messenger RNA. RefSeq lists its product as uncharacterized. The record is from RefSeq and is a predicted model, not a curated record. The transcript is spliced from 2 exons. Bases 1 to 1131 code for a protein of 376 amino acids. Lineage: Eukaryota; Fungi; Ascomycota; Dothideomycetes; Pleosporales; Didymosphaeriaceae.
AUGGCUCAACCUAAAAUGCCCGCACGAGCACCACGGCCCCAGAAAAUACGUCCACCGGGCGUCGAAGCCGUUGCCCAAGGAGCCUAUCACACUCAGCCUGCCCCACAGGCUCCGGGCUGGAAGCGCGAACCCCCAGUCUCAGCGCAAAUGAACAGGACCCAACCUGCAAACAAGCGCGCCGGUCCCUCAGGGAAAGAAUGGAUCCCUGGUGAGAAUGCCUUCCUGGAUGCUUGCACCUGCACGACAAAUUGCACCUGCCGCAAAGGCGCGCGAGUACUGUAUCGCCACCAGGGUCAGGGCGAUGAAGAACAAAACAUCUGGGGCGAGAUACGGUAUGUCAUAAAAGAUGACCUGGGGCGGGACUGUGGAGACCAUGCGGGGCGUUAUGAAGAGGAUGAAAGCGACGGCGCUGACGGGGCGAGGCAGAAGAGAGGAAAAGGAAAGGGGAAGGGGAAGAAGGGAGCAGAGGAUCUUGAAAAGAUGAGAGAAGAGAUGAAGGGGCUGAGGAAGGACAUCAAGAAUUUGAGGGUCGAAGGUGAGAGGGUGGGAAUGAAUGCGAUGGGGAGGGGUGCAAUAGAUCCAAUGGUUGUGGGUAGAAUGCCGAAUCAAGGUGGAUUCCCAAUGAUGAAUGGAAUGGAUCCGCGUUUGGCGCAACAGCUAGGCGCUGGCGAUCCGUACGGAGUGCGUUUCUCACCGCAGAUGCAGCGACGAAUGAUGGGGGGAAGGCAGGGUCAAAGGCGAGGUGGUGGACUGCCGGGAAUGGUAGAUAUGGAUUCAGAGGACGAUCUAUCCUUCGAACAUGCAGACCGUAUGAUGGACCACAGGGUGGGUGCCGGAAUGAUGAACAUCCCUCCGGGCAUGAGGAAGAUGGGACCAAACCGUAUGAAGCAGCCUAGAGGCCCACGAGCCAGACCACCUCGUAGAGCGCAAGAUUUUGAUCCACGCUAUGAGUAUCCUCCACCACCAGGACGAGGACCAAAUCCUCGCCAAAGAGUUGGUCCGCCGCCGCCACCACCUGGAUACAAUCUCGAUGAAGACAGCAUGGGGAGUGGUCUUGAUGGUAGGGGUCGCUUCGGUCCUAGGGUCGACGAUGAAGAUCGUCCAGGUAAGCUAUCAAGCAAGCGGGAUUAA